GCCCCCUCAGGCGCCUGACGCUGAACCGCUGCCCCUUCUCAUUUCCAGCCCCGCAGAUCUCCAUUUUCUUCUUUCCAGAUAUUCGGGAGCAGAGGAGAAAAGACUUGAAAAAAUGAAUGAAGAAUACGACGUUAUCGUUCUGGGCACCGGGCUUACGGAAUGCAUUUUAUCAGGCAUCAUGUCGGUGAAGGGGAAGAAGGUUCUGCACAUGGACCGCAACUCCUACUACGGAGCCGAGAGUGCCUCCAUCACGCCUCUUGAAGAUCUCUACAAGCGCUUCAGCAUUCCGGGCAAACCUCUUGAGUCGAUGGGAAAAGGCCGGGAUUGGAACGUGGAUCUCAUCCCUAAAUUCCUUAUGGCCAACGGUCAGCUGGUGCGCAUGCUGCUGAUCACAAAGGUGACUCAGUACCUGGAUUUCAAAGUGGUAGAGGGCAGCUUUGUGUACAAGGGGAGCAAAAUCCAUAAAGUCCCCUCCACUGAGGCCGAGGCUCUGUCAUCUGGUCUCAUGGGGUUGUUUGAGAAACGGCGCUUCAAAAACUUCCUUCAGUUCAUUUCCAACUUUGACGAGAGCAACCCCAAAACCAUGGAAGGCAUCGACCCCCAGCAGUCGACUAUGAGGGACAUUUUCAAAAAGUAUAACCUGGGCCAGGACGUCAUCGACUUCACCGGCCACUCCCUCGCCCUCUACCGCACAGACGAAUACCUGGAUCAACCUUGCAUCGAAACUAUAAACAGGAUCAAGCUUUACAGUGAGUCUCUGGCCAGAUACGGCAAGAGCCCAUACCUCUACCCACUGUACGGCCUGGGAGAACUGCCACAAGGGUUUGCCAGGCUGAGUGCUAUCUACGGGGGGACGUAUAUGUUGAACAAGCCCAUAGACGAGAUCGUGGUAGAGAAUGGGAAGGUGGUGGGAGUCAAGUCUGAGGGAGAGAUCGCCAGGUGCAAGCAGCUGAUCUGCGACCCCAGCUACGCCAUGGACCGCGUCACCAAAGUGGGUCAGGUGAUCAGAGUCAUCUGCAUCUUGAGUCACCCGAUAGGCAACACUGGCGACGUCAACUCGUGCCAGAUCAUCAUCCCCCAGAAUCAGGUCAACAGGAAACAUGACAUCUACGUUUGUAUGAUCUCCUUUGCUCACAACGUGGCGGCACAAGGUAAAUAUGUUGCCAUCGUCAGCACCACAGUGGAGACAAACGACCCCGAGAAAGAGAUCAAGCCGGCCCUGGACCUACUGACGCCCAUUGAGCAGAAGUUUGUCAGUAUUAGUGACCAGUAUGCACCCACUGACAUGGGCACUGACAGCCAGAUUUUCAUCUCCCGUACGUAUGAUGCCACCACUCACUUCGAGACCACCUGUGACGACAUCAAAGACAUCUACAAGAGGAUGACGGGCUCGGAAUUUGACUUUGCCGAGAUGGAGCGCAAGAAGCAGGACACCUUCGGUGAUGCCGCAGACUAGAGGCGAAAGCAUCCGCAACACUCCUGAUAUCAAAGAACAACGCUGCCGACAACUGAAAUCUUACAAAAAAUAGAAAACCUACACAAAACAUGUACACACCUAUGGGCUGGCUGAUCAUCCAAGUCUAUGGUUUGCCCCUUUUUAGGAAGUCCAUGAUAUAUAUAUAUAGGGAGAUAUGAUAGAGUAUUGUUGGACAGGGUUU
Perca fluviatilis (European perch) is the source of this 1658-nucleotide messenger RNA. RefSeq names its product GDP dissociation inhibitor 2 (gene gdi2). Gene Ontology annotation, biological process: small GTPase-mediated signal transduction; protein transport; vesicle-mediated transport. Gene Ontology annotation, molecular function: Rab GDP-dissociation inhibitor activity. The coding region runs from base 113 to 1456 and encodes 447 amino acids. The transcript is spliced from 10 exons. NCBI's taxonomy places the organism in Eukaryota, Metazoa, Chordata, Actinopteri, Perciformes, Percidae. The record is from RefSeq and is a predicted model, not a curated record. Gene Ontology annotation, cellular component: cytoplasm.